AAAUCAUUUCAAAAUGCAACGUGUAAAACCAACUGCAUCUAAAACCGGCGAGCUUAUUGCUUACAGCGAGGCAGCCAUACGCAAUAACAUUUCUGCUGUGGAAUAUUGUCGUACAUCUAUGGCAGCUAUUUCCGGCUGUGCUGCGGGAAUAUUGGGUUUAAAUGGCCUACUGGGAUUCUUGUUCUACUUUUUGUCCGUAUUUAUUUUGUGGCUUUUGGUCCUAAUGAAAUCUGGCACCCAUUGGAGAAAAUUCUUUAUCAAUCGUCAAAGUUUGUUGACCAACAGUUUCAUGGGUGCCUUGUGUACCUAUGUACUAUUUUGGACAUUCCUCUAUGGCAUGGUUCAUGUAUACUAGAAAA
Molecule: messenger RNA, 359 nt
Organism: Musca vetustissima
Lineage: Eukaryota; Metazoa; Arthropoda; Insecta; Diptera; Muscidae
Gene: EMC6
Product: ER membrane protein complex subunit 6
Exons: 2
Coding region: 14-355 (113 amino acids)
Biological process (GO): autophagosome assembly; protein folding in endoplasmic reticulum
Cellular component (GO): endoplasmic reticulum; membrane; EMC complex
Source: RefSeq, a predicted model, not a curated record